GAACGCACCCCGCCUGCCUCGCUCUCUAGUUACAGUAUGGCGGCUCGGACUUGCGGAGGAGGACAACUUCUUCUAGAUUCCUUCCUGAAAACAGUGGGAAGGCUACGACUUUAAUUAAAAAAAAUAUCUUGACAAACACGGAAGACGACAGCGCAACUUGUGGCUUUAUCGGAGUUUUUUUCCUGGAUGAUAAUCGUGCUGGUGUGAUGCGUAAGGAGGACCCGCAGUCAAGAAACUCCCCUGAUUUUUCCGCGUCUGACUGUCAGUUAGCCGGCUAGCUGUUCGGUUAGCUCACCACCUUCAUGCUAACGUUCGCUUGCAGGGCUCCGUAGUAGCCGAAAGGCAAGCUAGCUUGCUGCUUAUAUUUGCUCCAGGAGACAGGGAUGGCAUUUCCCCUCCAUCCGGUAAGCGAACUGAUUGAGUCGGGUGGGGAAAACACAUUUGAAGACCUGGUUAAUAAAGUUUGUCAGCACUCAUUAGCCUAGCCUAUCCUAGCAUAGCUUGUUGGUACAACGCCAGAAAACGUUGGCCGAGAGAGCGCUUUGCCUGUCCACUAGCGAGCUAGCCAAUUAGCAUUUUAGUUGCACAAGAAUAACUGCUAAUCCUCCGCUCAUCCCGGCUGAGUGUUUUGAAGCCUCUUGCUCUUACUAAAUUAGACGAGAAGUGGACACUGGCCUGAUUUAGUUGGCCAAAUUGCCGUUAAUGUUUAAAAACUCAGGGGUGUUUUGGGCGUUUAGUCUGCUAGGUGUUGUUAGCGACCUUAUAGGUGUUCUGUGGAGGGAGUGGUAACGUUAGGUAGCUAGCUAAGGUUCCCUGUAUCAGGGCAACAAUGUCACUCUGAUUACGGCUGUAAAUGACUAAUAGAUUAAACAUGACACAUACUAAAUGUGCGUAAACCGACUGCACAUUGGGGUGUGUGCCCGUUGUUAGCUCGCUGCAAUACAACACGUAGAAAGCGCGAAAUAAUAUUAACUGUUCCCAAAAUACAUGAGCUGUAUAGCUUCCUGGAUUGAUAACUCAUUCAAUUGGUAGUCACGGUUACUGGUGUGACCUGUUGCUAUCUUGGGGGGCUAAUCAUCAAUCCCUCGCCUGCUUCAGUGCUGGAAUAGUUUGAUGGACGUUGGAGGCUGUUUUCCAGGCUGUCAGUGCUAUACUCAGUCAUGUAUGUCUUGACACAUGGCACCUUGGUCUGGACAUAGUGCCUGCUGUCAGAUAUAUAAGUAUCGUAAUGUAGCUUUGGUGGACAGUCAGUAAGAGGAAUGUCUUGUCUUUUAUAUACCUGUUGGUUUGUUUUUUAUUUUCAUUUGUUUCAAACACAGGGGAGUCUUGUUGAAUCGAAGAGGGAAGGCAGUGCAGCCCGGGCUGUGCACAGUGGACAAUGUUUAUUAGUUAGUGCCUAGGAACUUAGAGGACUAACAGUUCAGCCUACAUAUAGGCCACAGAUAUUGUACAUUUAUUCAUUGGGGAUUGCAACAGAAGACUGCCACUCUGGAUCAAGAAAACCUGUCCCUCGUGUCCGGUUGGAGUAACACUCUAAAGCCAAAGUCAAUGCCUUCAGCGUUGGCUGUGUUUGCCUGCCGACCAAACUCGCAUCCAUUCCAGGAGCGGCAUGUUUACCUGGAUGAGCCAGUCAAGAUCGGCAGGUCUGUGGCUCGGUGUCGGCCGGCCCAGAACAAUGCCACCUUCGACUGCAAGGUGCUGUCCAGGAAUCAUGCCCUGGUUUGGUUUGACCACAAGACCGGCAAGUUCUUCCUGCAGGACACUAAAAGCAGCAACGGGACGUUCAUCAACAGCCAGAGGUUGAGUCGCGGCUCGGAGGAGAGUCUUCCCUGCGAGGUUCUCUCCGGAGACAUCAUCCAGUUCGGCGUCGACGUCACUGAGAACACACGAAAAGUCACCCAUGGCUGCAUCGUGUCAACAAUCAAACUGUUCCUACCUGAUGGGAUGGAGGCACGGCGGCGAAGCGAUGUCAUCCAGGCUCCGUUACCACUACCUGUAGACAAGGUUGCAGCCAACACUCCCAGUAUGUAUUCAGAACUGUUCCAGCUCUCCCAGUAUCUACAGGAGGCCUUACACAGAGAGCAGAUGUUGGAGCAGAAGCUCGCCACUCUGCAGCGUCUGUUAGCCAACACACAGGAGGCCUCGGAGAGCAGCUGGCAGGCUCUGAUUGAUGAAGACCGCCUGCUCUCCAGACUGGAGGUGAUGGGCAGUCAGCUGCAGGCUUACUCUAAGUCCCAGCCUGAGGAAGGGAUCCGUAAGGAGCUCUUGGCUCUUCAGGAGGACAAACACAACUACGAGACGACGGCGAAGGAGUCGCUGAGGAGAGUCCUGCAGGAGAAGAUUGAGGUGGUCAGGAAGCUGUCAGAGGUGGAGCGCUCGCUCAGUAACACGGAGGACGAGUGCACCCACCUGAAGGAGAUGUCAGAGCGGGGCCAGGAGGAGCUGAGAGAGCUCGCCAACAAAUACAACGCUGCCGUCAACGAGAUCAAAGAGCUCACUGAAAAAAUUAAGGAGGCGGAGGGCCGGCAGGAGGAGCUGACUCAGCGGGGGGCGAAGGAGAAGAGGGAGUUAGAGCUGCGGAUCGAGGAGAUGGAGGAGAAGGAGCAGGUUCUCCAGGCUCGCAUCGAAGCUCUGCAGGCCGACAACGACUUCACCAACGAGAGACUCGCCGCCCUGCAGGUGCGGUUAGAACAGCUACAAGAGAAAAGCAUAAAAGAAAACAACAGCCUGGAUAUGGACAUUGUCUCCCACGGACCAGUAGAGGAGGCUGUGGAGGAAAAACAGAACCUGCAGACCCCUGAGAGCCAGGAGGAAGACGAGGAUGAUGAUGAAGACACUGACACAGAUGAUGCUGCAUUUGGUGAAGAUGAAGAUGCUGAUGACAACUGUCAUGUUAACAACAGCGGAGGAGACUCGACUAGAAUCCAACAGUUGAUUGAGUGUCCGCCGGUCAAACAGCUGAAGGAGGCUGUGAGUUCUUCCAUCCACAAACUGGCCAACUUUGAUGAAGUGAUGGACGCCCACCUACAGAACAACCAGUCAGCUGAAGACGACAUCCUGGCCAGCCCUGACCGACUCAAAGGGAACCAGACGGAUGGCAAGGAGUCCGACAUGUCAGACACUCUGAGUCCCAGCAAAGAUCGCAGCAGUGACGACACGUCAGACGGCAACAUGGACGACCAGGAGCUGAUUGAACCUCAGAACAGAGUAGCUCUGCUCAAAGCUGAGUUGAAUCGAGCCGGGCUAGAGCCUGGAGACACGGAGCAGGUCAUCCACCACCUCCACAGAGAGCUUCUGGAUGCCCAGGAACUAGCCAACACCGGCAAGCAGAGGUGUCUGGAGCUACAAGCUCUGCUGGAGGAGGAGAGGAGGAGUAACUCUAAGCAGACUGAAGAGUCGACCAAACAGAUCCAGUACCUGCAGACUCAGCUCGGGAAGCUGCAGGCCGACAUGGAGGGGCUGAGGGAGCAGAGGGAGAGCACCAUCUGCACCACCCGAGAGGAGCUCUACUGCGCCCAGGAGGAGAUUAUUGUCCUCCGUCACGCCAUGGAGGCAGCAACGACAGAGCGCGAGCGGGAGAUCACCGCCCUGCAGGCCGACCUAGGCAACGUGCGCUCUGAGCUGGAACACUGGAGGGAAACGGCCGGGAAGUACGGGGAGAUCAGCCGGCUGCAGGACGCCUUCACGCAGCAGCAGCAGCAGCAGAGCUCCGCCACACUGCUGCAGGCGGAGUGUGUUACGUUGCAGCAGCAGUGUGUGUGUUUGCAGCAGGACUGUGACGGCCUGAGAGGGGAACGGAAAGCUCUUACAGACAAACUGCACCGCCUGGAGACUGAGCUGAGCAGCACCAGGGAGCAGACUCAGGUCCUCAGCAGCAGUCUGGAGUCUCUGGAGAAGAGGGAGGGGGUUCUGCAAGACAAACUGGGUUCGCUGGAGAAUCAACACCUGCAGGAUGCAAGCAAGCUGAAGAGCCAGCUGGACCAGGCCCAGGCCCACACACACACACUGCAGAGAGAGUAUGAAUACACACAGUCACAGCUGCUGGACCUCCGUCAGCGCUAUGAGAGGACAGAGAAGGAGAAGCUGAACAUCCACCAGGAGCUGGAGCAGUGCAGGAGUAGCCUGAAGCUGCUGCAGGACAAGACCAGCUCAAGCGGAUGGAGCCCCUGGAUGCCGGUCAUCGCAGUGAUGGUCGCCGUAACGGCAGCCGUCCUCUACCCCAACUUCUCUAAGAGCAGCUCCACCUAGGACACACACACAUACACACACACUCACAGAAACAGAGAGUGCUGUGAGGAGAGCAUCACUGCUUUACUUGUAUAAAGUCUAAUUGUACAUAAUUGUAGAGGGAUUAUAAAAGGUUGUGGUUUCUACAGAGGAUUCAGAAGCUUCUCGGUUUAUUUUGUUUUGUGUUGUUGUUUUUUUCUGCGGCGGGGAGUUUUGUUGUCGUUUUUAUUCUCGGCUCUCUCUCAGCUAUGGUGGGGGCUUCCUUUGUUGGUCUCUCUGCUGAUUUCUGGGUUAAUAAAGCGUUCUCGAGCAGGCCGGACUUCCACACAGAUCACUUGCCAGAGGUGGCACUCAAAUCCCCGGGGUGCAAGUGAACGCAACACUUUCCAGCACACUCAGUCCACACAUAUGAACAUGAUUCCCAGUUUUCAGUUUAAGGUGCAUUUUUCCUAUAUUUUUAUAGAUUUCAUCGGCUACUGGAGUCUGUUACCGAGCAGUAUUCAUCUCUGGAUCCAUCAGGAGUGGUUUUAAUUCUGUUAGGAAAAGUUCUUGGGCAGGACUGACUGACGGAUUUAGUAUUUCUUUAAUGAGGAAAAAAACUGUGCUUGUCUCCGUAUUCAGCUUUAAUUUCCCUCUCUAAAUUCUUCAAUCCAGUUUGGUGCUCUUAAGUAUGAGUCACCAUUCUGUGUGUAUGGUUCCUUUUAGAUUUUAGCUGCAGAUAUUUGGUGCCAGGCUACAGCAAAUAUCUAAAUUGGCUAUUUUAAUUCCCAAAACAUUGCUCAAGUUUUCCUCUUUGUUUUUGUCAGGGAAGAAAAAUGAUCAAUAAUGAGUUACAAACUUGGCAACGGCGGUUAUAAUUAUAUUAAGUAAUUAUUUGUGUCUGAAUAUGCACUGCUAAAGCUCAGUGAAAACUCAUCUAAUGUGUUUUCUACAUUUAAUCCUGAGGCUCUGUAUAAAAGGAGUCUAAAUCAAGUUUUAACCACUGUAAUAUUCCUUGUAGUGUUCUGCGUACAUGGUGCAUAUUCUUAAACAAAUCAGUGUUUGAUCAAAUUACAACUCACAUGGGCAUACUCGUCAAAUUUGGACCUAACUAUUAUUAUUUUAGCUUUAUUGUUAUUAAUACGACCCUAAAAACACUACUACUACGCAGUAAAUCUACACCAAAUCAGACAAUCUGAGUUGAAUAAAAAGGCAAAUAAAAAACAAUUAAGUAAAAUCUCCUUCAGAAUUAAUAUUUAGACUGAAACAUGAUUUGUGUCUGCUGGAAAGUGUUUGCGUUAUUUUCUGGAAGUCCGGCUCUGCUCUGUUCUGGUUUCAGUCGGCCAUGUUGGAUUCUAACAUGGACUUUUAAAAUAUUUGUUGUCUUUUCUUUCCUGUGGGAGUUUCAAGGUCGGGGGUUAAAACUUGAAGCCAAAUUAUUAAAACUAAAAAUCUGAUUUAUUUUCUGUGAGGGGUUUAUGUUUUUUUCACUUUUGGGGCACAGUAACGGGGCUCAAAGUGCCUCUGAUGUAACUUACACCACCGUUUGUGUAUGUGUGCGGACAAACACAACCACACACACUUUCUCGGAUGAACACACACAAACACACACUUUUUUUUUUUUUUUUUUUUGCCUGCCAGAGGUCUGUCAGUGUUAAGAGAGGAGAGAAGCUGAAGUUGCUAAUCCACAGUACUUCGUCAGCUUUUUCCGGAGCUCUCUCCGGUUGAAGAAGCCUGUGAGAAAAAUCUUGUAAAUUGAUAUUAAUUUGAAUUUAUUUCAUCAAAUAUAAUUGUGGAUUUAGAUAAAGAUGAUGCCUCGUUGACGACGAAGCGGAUGAUCUCUUGGUCCAGAAUAAAAUGUUUGAACUGUGACGCGAUGGAUCUAAGACAUUUUAUAAUAUCUACUCGUCAAAUAACUCGAUUCAUGACCAGACAACUCAAAACCAGCCAACGGUUCAUCAACUGUGCGGUUAGGGUUAGGGUUAGCAUUAGCCCUUCCCAAACACUGUACGAAACAUUGCUGGCUUAAGUUAUCUCCGGAAACAUAAAACUUUAUGUCUUAACUUGAUAAUAAACCGGACAUUUACAGAGGAAGAUCAAAACUAAGGGGGAAUUAGGCUAAAUUGGAUAUUUCCUAGUACUUUGUAGUGGUUUUACUUUUUGUGCCUAAAUGACUGAGGUUAAAUAUUUGUACAGUAACGUUAGAUCUCUCUGUGCAUGUUCAGCCUUGUGCUGCUGCAGCUUUUACAUUAAUCUGAUGGCAUUCAAUUCAAUCUUAUUGUUUAGAAGGUAAUACUACAUAACAAUUACCACGGUGUUUAUACAGACAUGCAUGUUUAUUUGCCGUUAGAUUAAUGUGGAGGCUGCACGUUAGCCUGUGGAUUCUAAACAUUAGCGCAACUCGUGCUGUCAUUUUAGGUCCAUGUAAUUGAAGCAUGGUACAGAAGUUAAGGUUGUUUUUUUUCCAAUCAAAAAUAUUUUAAAUUCAUGUCAGAUAAGUGGAUUAGUGUCAAACCUUCAGCAGGAAUGUGUCAUGUGCACACAUGACAACCAAAAAACAGGGACCUACUCACUAAACAUUUCUGCACAGUGCAGAAAAGUGAACAAAAAUGUUUAAAUGUUGUUUGAAGUCCAGCUGAGCCUAAUAAAAUGCAGCUUCUCUCCAAACAACAUCAAAACACUUCAGGCCUUUCCAGCAGACAUUAAAUUAUUUUGAUGUGUGUUUGUGUGUGUGUGUGUUUGUGUGUGUAUAGGGAAGUGUGUGUCUGUUCACACUCUGGACUCUUUGUCAUCGUUCGUGUACUUUGUCUUGUCUCUGUGUUUAAAUAAAAUAAAAGACAACAAACAAAUAUUCCUGAUGUUUAAGAGAAAAACACUACAGUACAGAGAGAGAAUUGUAUAAUAAAAUGUUAUUGAAUGAUGUGCUACUAGACUUAUUUUGUUAAAAUUGUUUAGAGAUAUGAGAGGGAGCUAUGUAGAGGAUAUGAUGAUGUAUUGAAUAUGCAGAGCGAUGUUUGGAUUAAAGUUGUAGCAAGCUGACCCACCAAA
Eleginops maclovinus (Patagonian blennie) is the source of this 7254-nucleotide messenger RNA. It is a transcript of the gene slmapa, whose product is annotated as sarcolemma associated protein a. NCBI's taxonomy places the organism in Eukaryota, Metazoa, Chordata, Actinopteri, Perciformes, Eleginopidae. Gene Ontology annotation, cellular component: acrosomal membrane. Gene Ontology annotation, biological process: single fertilization; acrosome assembly. Gene Ontology annotation, molecular function: protein binding. The record is from RefSeq and is a predicted model, not a curated record.